Messenger RNA from Carassius auratus (goldfish), 1745 nucleotides. RefSeq names its product prostatic spermine-binding protein-like. NCBI's taxonomy places the organism in Eukaryota, Metazoa, Chordata, Actinopteri, Cypriniformes, Cyprinidae. The record is from RefSeq and is a predicted model, not a curated record. Bases 162 to 545 code for a protein of 127 amino acids. The transcript is spliced from 2 exons.
CCAUUACAGGUUGAGCCCUUUUUGCAGCUUAUUUUUAAUAAAUAGUCUAAGAGAACUGAGGAGGGAGCUUUGCAUUUGGAGUGUUAGUGUAUAGAGUUAUUCAGCUACUGAAGAACAUGAAUAUGUCUGUUUUCAAUUUCUUUUAGGGUAUUUGAUUUUUGAUGUUUGUGAGCACUUGUUUAUGUGUGUUCUAUCAGAUGCUGAGGACGUGCUCUUUACCAGUCCUCAGUAAAGUGUUCAGUGAUGCUGCAGAAGCUGAAGGUGCAGUCGCUCUUGACAGCAACCUGGAGAUUGAAGAUUUGGAGGAUAAAGCAGAUGAGAAGUCUGAAUCUGAGGAUGUAUAUGAGGAUGAUGAUUUGAGGGAGCUCAGAGCAUCUAUGGAGAGGCUUCUCCGGGAGCAGCGCAGUGAUAAUAAAGAUGAUGAUGAUGGUGAUGAUGAAGAUGAAGAUGAGGAAGAUGGUGGUGGAUCCAGGGCUGGUGAUGACAAACACAGUCCAGAGGAACAGAGUGUUUUAAUGGAAUGGCUGAGCAAGAUGAUGAUGUAAGCCAUGGUGAAGAAGAACCUGGAAGGGUCAGUUACUAACGGAAUGGAGGUUGAGGAAGAUGAAGAACAGAACCGCAGUGAAGGCCAGCUCAAUGAGGAGUGGCGGUUAUGUAUCCAUAAACCGCUGCAUAUGAUAACCGUAUCCUCAAACAGAGCACAAGGGCUGAAUGCAUGCACAAACACAGAACAGAACAGCUGCUAACUGUAUCCAUGAAUACAGCAUUGUGGCUAUCUAGAUCCACAAACACAGCAUACAGCUAACUUUAUCAUACAUCUGUGAACAUAACAAAACAGCUUAAUGUACCUGUCAACACAGUGCAACAGCUAUCCACAACCGUUAAUGCAACACCUAACCUAACCACAGUGAAACGGCUAACCUCUUCUGUUAGCACAGCACAACAGCUAACCCCAACCACUAACACAGCACAGUGGCCAACUUAAUACACUAAAACAGCGAAUUACAACACUGCUCACUUCAUACACAAACACAACACAAUUACUAACUGCAUCUGUCAACACAGAAUAACAGAUAACUGUGUCUGCAAGCACAGGUUAAAUGCUAACAUACUCUUUAAAUGCAACCCAAUAGCUAAUCAUUUUCACAAACACGACAGCUAACCUCGUGUAUUGUGUAUACACAACCAACUAUAUUUAAAACAACUCUGAACAAUUACAUUAGCAAACACAUCUCUAUGGAACAAUAACAUUAAUGCAAUAAACAUGUUCAACUGUUGCGAAGCUCACUAAAAAUUAUGUAUUGUGUUUAUUGAGCUAAAUAUAUUGUUGUGGCUAAUUACAUCUGACGAUGGAUUGGGUUUGCAUGACUACAGUGUGGAAUGAUGUUGGCAAAUGAUACUUUCAAUACUGACAUAGGUCAGCAUAGUAUCAGCCAAUGUUCCACAACAAUACACUCUCACUGUGUGAACUUUGAUAGAUUGUAGUGCAUGCUUUAUCUCUGUGCAUGGAUGUGAAUGCAGAUGACAGUGAGGAAGAGGAAGAUGAAGACCUAGAGCAACAGGACAGCAUCUUCAGUCGUCUGGAGGAGCUGCGGUUCCAUCUAGAGCAGGCCAUGGGCUUUGAGAACUUCUUUCUAGCCUACAACAAGAUCAAGGUCGGAGUUCCUCGAUUUUGCAUUAAAUGUCAACUCUCACCAUGUCUUCAGUGAAAUGAAGUGGUUUUGUGUCCAGGUGAAUGCUUUGCG